Messenger RNA from Musa acuminata subsp. malaccensis (wild Malaysian banana), 863 nucleotides. RefSeq lists its product as uncharacterized. Lineage: Eukaryota; Viridiplantae; Streptophyta; Magnoliopsida; Zingiberales; Musaceae. The record is from RefSeq and is a predicted model, not a curated record. Gene Ontology annotation, cellular component: mitochondrial inner membrane peptidase complex; membrane. Gene Ontology annotation, molecular function: serine-type endopeptidase activity.
CGGUUGAGUGAAGCCCGGUUUCUGAAGCAGCGCCUAAACCCCCUCUUUGUUACACGACCACCUUCUCCCUCUCCGCCUCAUCACCGUCUUCCUUUCUCUCGGCAGCCGUUCUUCUUCGGAGAUAAAGACAACCGAUUAUGGGAAAAUGGAGUACAAUGUGGUUAUUCACAAAGAAAUCUGUAACUGGUGCUUUGAUUGGUCUAACAAUUUCGGAUCGAUAUGGCUUCAUUGUUCCUGUGACAGGCAGUUCUAUGCAUCCAACAUUUUCCGCCUGUGAUGCUAGGUUUCCUGGAUAUCUGAAAGAUUUUUUUGUCUACUUGUGCUCACUACACCCAGCUGAUGUUGUACUGGUCGAAAAAUUCUGCCUGGAAAAGUAUAAAUUCUCACAUGGCGAUGUAAUCACUUUCAAGUCUCCAACUGACCACAAGCAGAAUUUUGUUAAAAGAUUGAUUGCAUUGCCUGGUGAUUGGGUACAAGUUCCAGAGUCUUCUGAAAUAUUGAAAAUUCCUGAAGGGCAUUGCUGGGUUGAAGGUGAUAAUGCAGCCUGUAGUUUGGAUUCACGAUCGUUUGGCUUUGUUCCUCUGGGUUUGAUUCAAGGGAGGGUGACUCAUGUGAUCUGGCCACCCCAACGAAUAAGCCAAGUGGAAAGAAAGAAGGCUAUCGAGAGGAUUUCACCACAUUAAUUUAUUUUGUUACAGAUUACCUACCAUUUCAAGUCAGAUUCAUACAAUUGUUGAACCUACAGUCUGCCCUUUGCAUCUAGGCCAUAACUGGAUCCAUCCUUAGAUGGACCUUGUAUUCUUCAUCUAUUCGAGUUUCUGUGCCAUUUGUUUUCCAUGGCAAUCAUAAAUUCUCAUUAUUUA